GGACUCUCCCACGCGGGGCCCACUAACGCCUGCGGACCAAGAAGCCUACACGGUCAUCAUCCACCCGUCACGAGCGGGACGAAAGCGAUAAGGAGACACAGUAAGCUGACCGCCUGCUAGCUGCCCACUCUCGCCGGAGAACCAUGGCAACGGCGGCGCCGGCGUGUGUGCGGGUAGCUUCUCCGUUCAUGGGCGCACCUCUUCGACCCCCUUGCCACGUUAUCUCUGCGAUCCUGGGGCCCAGGAGGGCCGGGCUGGCAGUCUCGGCGGCGGCCGCGGCCGGCGGUGGGUCACCGUCCACCGUGCUCGUCACCGGCGCCGGCGGCCGAACAGGCCAAAUUGUGUACAAGAAGCUGAAGGAGAGGGCGGGCCAGUUUGUGGGACGGGGGCUGGUCAGGACCGAAGAGAGCAAAGGCAAAAUCGGAGGUGGUGACGACGUGUUCAUCGGCGACAUAAGCGAUCCUGAGAGCAUUGCUUCUGCGAUUGAGGGCAUUGACGCGCUCAUCAUCCUCACCAGCGCGGUGCCCAAGAUGAAGCCGGGGUUUGAUCCUAGCAAAGGAGGGCGCCCCGAGUUUUACUUCGAAGAAGGGAGUUAUCCUGAGCAGGUGGAUUGGAUUGGCCAAAAAAAUCAAAUAGAUGCUGCCAAGAGCAUUGGUGUAAAGCACAUAGUUUUGGUUGGAUCCAUGGGCGGAACAGACAUUAAUCACCCAUUAAACAAGUUAGGAAAUGGGAAUAUACUGGUGUGGAAGCGCAAGGCAGAACAGUACUUGGCAGACUCUGGUCUGCCAUAUACAAUUAUAAGGGCUGGAGGUUUACAAGACAAAGAUGGUGGCUUGCGAGAGUUGAUUGUUGGGAAGGAUGAUGAGAUCCUGAAAACAGAAACAAAAACUAUUACCAGGGCAGAUGUUGCAGAAGUUUGCAUACAGGCCUUGCUAUUUGAAGAGGCAAAGUUUAAGGCCUUUGAUCUGGCAUCAAAACCUGAAGGUGAAGGGACACCAACUACAGACUUUAGGGCCCUUUUUGCACAAGUUAAUAGUCGCUUCUAAGAAGAUAAGAUUGUUCUGGCCAAGAAAUGAGGACAACUUUUUAUAGCGCGAUAUAAAACUUGUAUUGGGUAAUGUUAGUUUUCUGUUUACUGUCCCUAAAAUAUAACCACUGUUCCAUGUAGUGUUCUUUUCUUUCUUUAGCCAUGUUUGGUUUUGUUUCCUGCCAUAGACAGAGGAUUCUGCAUAUAAUUUUAAUGAGCUUUCUGUUAGCUAGUCACUUUAUGGUUA
This is a messenger RNA of Panicum hallii, 1274 nucleotides long. RefSeq lists its product as uncharacterized. Gene Ontology annotation, molecular function: oxidoreductase activity. Gene Ontology annotation, cellular component: chloroplast. The coding region runs from base 144 to 1046 and encodes 300 amino acids. The record is from RefSeq and is a predicted model, not a curated record. NCBI's taxonomy places the organism in Eukaryota, Viridiplantae, Streptophyta, Magnoliopsida, Poales, Poaceae. The transcript is spliced from 7 exons.